AUGGAGCGCAGUUCGAUGGUAAGAUCUUCAGAAAGCAAUGGACAGGCAGAGGUGUCAAACAAAACCAUCAUCAACGGAGUAAAGAAACAGCUUGAGCAUGCCAAAGGAAAAUGGGUUGAAGAGUUACCCCACGUGCUAUGGGCAUACCGAACCACAACACGACACUCAACGGGCGAAACACCUUACUUCCUAACUUAUGGAAUGAAGGCCGUCAUUCUACUCGAAGUAGGCCUCCCAACCCUUCGAUCUGAAUUGUUUGAGAACACCAGUAAUGAGGAAGCUAUUGCACAAGCACUAGAUAUGGCAGAGGGCCGAAGAGAAUCAGCACUGAUUAGACUUGUAGCGUACCAGCAGCAGCUCAUCAAGAGUUUCAACAAAAAGUUUUCCCAAGCCAAUUUACACCAGGAGAACUGGUUUUGA
This is a messenger RNA of Camellia sinensis, 420 nucleotides long. NCBI's taxonomy places the organism in Eukaryota, Viridiplantae, Streptophyta, Magnoliopsida, Ericales, Theaceae. The record is from RefSeq and is a predicted model, not a curated record.